AUGAAGCCGCCGGGGCAAGCGGAGCUGCCCUCGCUGACUCCUCCUCCUUUUUCAAACGCCAUGCCUGCUUCUGUCGCUGGCUCGCCCACAGCUCUGCCGGAUAAGUCACGCCUCCUUCCUGCGGCAGUGAGCCCGGAAGGAACAUCAAGCCCAAAUCGGUUGCCUGUGUCGAUUGGCGGGUCUCGUCUCGCCGAGGACUCCACGGCAUCGCAAAAUGAUCAUGAGCAAUGCGAAAAUAUUCCGUAUCUCGGCAAUCGCGGCGCAGGCGCCGGAUGCCCAGGUGCUCUUGUUUCGCACACACUCGACCGCGACAGUAGUCCAUCGGGGGGCCAAGACCUGAAGGCGGAACCCAUGGAAGGGCGCUCCCGUGUCCACUGCCCCCCGGAUGACGGGAGCCGAUACGAGGCGGGGGGAGGCGGAGGCUUUUUGCGCGGGGAGGGACCCGCCAGCCCCCGAGCGUCCCGUGACAGCUCGGUUCGUUCCUCGCUGGACAGACUCUCCGCCCCCUCUAGCGCCGAGGUCCCUUCUUCUCGUCAGUCCCUUGCCAAUCACGCUGGCUGCUCUCCAGCUGAGGCGUGGUCGACCGGAGAUAGCCGGACGGCGUUGCUUCUAGACGAGGACGAGGAUGUCGUGAUGCUCAAGGGCGAAGACUGUGGACGCGUGAAAGAGCUGCGCGAUGAACUGAUGGCGCGCGUCAGCCACGCGCGUUUGCGCCAGUUGAGAGACCUGUUCCUGGAUCCUCAUAGAAAGGCCACCAGGGCGUGGUCGAACGAGGAGAUCGAACUCCUGCAGGCAGACUAUCGACAGAACCACGAAGACUGGGUCGAGGUCCUCCAGCCUUGGCAGGCAACUCCGCUCCAUCUGCAGUCGGUCCCCUUCACGUACUCGGUGUUGAAGAAGGCCCCACUGAAGUUCCCCGCAGUCUUCUGCAAGCACACGCCGUUCUUCUUCCCACAUCCUUCCGGCAUCGGUGUCUUUCACGCGAUUCUUGUUAUCGAGCGUCGCCCCAAAGAGAAGGUUGCGGCGAAGCGAGGGGGCGGGGCGGCGUCACCUACGUCUCCCAAGACGUUGAAGAAGACUGCGCAAGGAGAAUCUGAAACCUGCCGCAGAGAAGACACGAGUCCCCUACCAGCGCGUCGAUGUCUCAGUCGAGGAGGAGGUCGUUCUGCACCUUCCCUUCAAAACACUGCUGAACCCUUAACGGAGGACGUUGCGCGCCUCGUUCUAGUUUGGGAGCCGUAUCAACAGUUGGACGGGACGCAGUCCUUUCUCGAUCGCGGGGAUGAGCGAGGCAUCUCUGGGCAACGGUCUGGUAGGCGUAAAACCUCACAUCUUGCCUUUCCAUCUCCUUGUUCAGCAACACCCGCUCUUGAGCUACCAGAUGACGGCCUCCAACCAGGGGCAUACGCCCACAUCAUAUCGGGGCGUCUCUCUCUCUCCUCUUUUUCGGCUUUUUCUAAAUCCCAAAAGGCGCACUCCCCACGCUCGGAGUUCUCUUCUGUCCCCUCUCAUUCUUCCGUCGCCGCGUCCGCAGACCACUGCGCGUCUCCUUUCGCCUUCACGGCUGUCCAGAGUGCCGACACUGGCGAGGGUGGCGCACCCGCCUCUGCAAGGACGUCUAACAUGCAACAUCAGGAAGCCAAAAGACUUCUUCGGCUGCAGCGCUUGCAACAUAAGCUCCUGCAGGAACUCGAGGAGGCAGAAGUCCCUGAGCUUGUGUUUGAAGGCCGCGUCGUCGGAUGCGAGCUCCACGGCUUCCUUCCGUUCGAGGAAAGAAGACGAAACAGAAAAGAGACGAGGAAGAGGAAAGAAGCAACGCAGCAAGCGGGGGAGGGACUGCCAGCAACACGUUUCGGCACUGAAACAGACAGAGGAAGUAAAAAGCAAAAGACGAGUGAGCAACAACUGGCAGCUGGUGCGGCAGUCAAGAGAGGCACGGAGAAAGCAGCAAUGACAGAGGAGGGAGAUGCAGGAGAAGGGAACAAAGAAGGCGAACUCAGAGACCGCGAGCAAGCCGACCGUGCAGGAGAGGGUGACAGCGCCAGGGCAAAUCUCACGCCGGAGAAAGGAGACACACGCCUUUCCGCUCUUCAAAGACAGGGCGGAGAACAACGUGCCCCUCCACGAGAGGAAAGUAGUCAGCUUGGUGAAAGUGAGGCUGCGACCCUGGGCAGGCUACACACACAAAACGGAAUAAAGGAUGAAGACGAGGGAGGCCACAGCGGAACACAGCCCGCAGCUGCGUGCCGUGAGGAAACUGGGACUCGAGAGCCAUGCGACGAGGCUCGGCUGGGUAUCAGACAGAGAAUGCUCCUCUGCGUCCGUCUUGAAGACGACAGAAUCUUUCUUUAUGAGAUCAGGAGUUUCAUCAACCAUUCUUCCAAAGCCCUCGUCGAGUGGGAAGGACGGGUUCGGGCCGCUGAGCGUGAAAUUGCCAUCGCUGCCGGAAGUCUUCCGUAUACGCAGUCCUCCUGUAUCUCUCAUGAGUUGCCAGAGAGAAGACGUGCGCCGGAGGGCCUUCAAAACGCUGAGAAACGUUCGUUACCCUUGUCGUCUGCGGUGACAGCGAGUUCUUUCUGCAAUUCUGCCGCACCGUGCGUCAAAGGGGAAGAAACGAAGAUCAAACAGUCCACUCACUCCACCGGCGCGCUGAUCGCUGACUGUGAAGCUGCUGAUCCGCGGACACUACAUCGGGGAGAGGUGGAAGGACAAGAAAAAGAAGUGAACAGGAAUGCUGGUGUUUGCAGCUUCGAGAGUGUCUGCACGUUGGUGCGCCAGCGGGGUGAAGCCGCUGCAGGCAAAGUCCACGAAGUAGGGCGCGCGCCGUCCGCAGCGCUAGCGUCUGCCUCAAUUGUCCAGCAGGAGGAAAGGAUACAGGGAAGCGUCGAAACGAAGCAGUGCCCCUCCCGGCAAGAGGGAGAAUCGCAACACGAGAGUGAGGGGGGCUGUCCUUCGCCGCUGAUGCCUAACGCCGCGCGAUGUGAAGGCCUCAACAGCGGAGCUCUGUCUUCGGAAAACCGAGCAGCCGCGCAGGAGAUUGCCUCUUUGCCAGACGGAUGGGACUGCACUUCUUUUCCGGCUGUGCCUGACACACCAGCACCAGGCGGGCGUCCACUUUCCUCCGGAUGCCCAUCCCUUCCUCCCCACACGGGAGGUGAGUCUCCAGGCCGAAGAGACAGCGCGGGGGAGGGGGAAGCGCAUGGAGACGUGCGGUGGGAGGCGAGCUGUCACGCAGGUGGACCGACAGGCUCAAACGAGGUCAGCGGCAUGCCUGUGGCAGGAGCCGUCUCCACUAGCGAGCGCGCUGCUGAAUGCCUCGGCGAACGCCGCCAGUCAACAUUUGUGAGUGAAUUGCAUCAUCGAUCUCGUCCUCCCUUUGACGAGAGUCAACAGGAGUCGGCUUCACCGGGUGGAAAAACCUCACAGUUAGCUUACGUCUCUCUUCCAUCUGCUCAGUCCCUUUCUUCGUUGCCGGGGCGCGGGCCAAGUCCUUUCCCUGCGGCGGGUUCUGCGGCUGCGGAAGGCGAGGCAGAGGAGACGAAUGCUGGAUGCCGGAGGACACGCCGUGUGAAAAAAAAGCACUCUGACAGUGGAGUGGUGCUGGAAGGUGUCGCGCCUCUCGCGGUGAAGGAGAAGCUGGACGAGGCAAAGGAAGCGGAGAGAACUGUCUCAGGUUUCAGACACACGUCGCGAGCACAGAGGCGAGCCGCUUUUGUGGCGGAAGACGAAGGCUUGGCCGCUCGCUGGAUAGAUUGUGACGACCCCAGCUCCUCUCGACGGCGACGCGCAACCAGUCCAUCCAAGCGUGUUGGACUUCGAGGCGGCGCAGGUAGAGCUUUCCCCAUUGCGCCUCUCGCGAUUCUCUACGAUCUGCAGUGGAGCGCCGAGGAGGUGAGAGAGCUUGCCGCGGGCCAGGGAGGCUCCCUUCAGAGCUCCAGCCUUCCUUUUUCGUGCUCGCAGCCCCUCCCCGCUGGUCAGGACGCAGCUACAUGCUCGGUAUCGUGUUCUCUCCCGGCUCUGGAGGGGCAGUGUGGGAUGUGUGGAGGGCGAGAACUCGAUGGUGAGCAAAGAGCGGACAGUUCACCGGAGAGACAGAAAGCCGGUCUGCCGCGCCAAGACGUGGAGGUGAGAAACUCUCCAUCAUCUGUAGCCCUCCGUUUCUUCUUCUCCAUCUGCGAAGAGGACGAAGAUGCGACGGUCUCACGCGAGCAAUCCUUGGAGGCGGUGCACCAGGAAAACCAUCGAGGUGUAGCGACAUCCCAGAAUCAGGGGAAGACUGGGGAUGCUGUAGCGCCCCGCUGCCACCAUACGACCGCCGAAAAAUCCUCUGAUCCCCUGGGUCUCGAUUCCAGUGUGAAGUUUGAGAUUUCAGAAGAUGCUGGCGACGUGGCGCACGUAGGCAACCAGGAAAACGCGUCUCCAGGACCUCAAAACAUCUGCAGAAGACGUGAGGCACCCUCCUCCAACAGAGCAGAGGGAGGUGCGACCAGCAGGGAGGGCCUGCAGGCAGCCGACAAAACACAGGCGGAGAAGAAGAUGGGAUGUAACGCCGCUGCGGAGGAUAUUUGUGACCACCGAGUCGGAAAUGCAAAGAGAAGGAGGAAGAUCGCCAUCCUCUCUCACUUAGCAGCAGUUGCUGGAUCCGCAGGGGGCUGCCCCUCCUGUCGUGCAGAUUGUCAUACAGCCGGGGGGCUGGAUGCCUUGAAUGCCGACAAACCGGCUCGUUGCUGUCUUGGCUCACCGUCAUCGCCAUGUGCAUAUGUGGGGGGUAAAGUGUGUGUGUGGCGGCUGGAGCCGCUGUUAGGGCAGCUGUCGACGACGUCUCGCGCUGCCACAGAGUCAGAGCUGAGACUCUCUCCCAAACACAGUUGUUCCUCUGGCCUUCAUCCGCAGUCUGCCUUCGCGUGUGAUCCGAAGGGGGAGAACACAGCGGCGUUUCCGGCCCUCAGUCAAAUGCGCAACAGCGCCAGCCCUCCACAGAAAAUGCAGCGGCGGUCCACGGAAUCGCCGGGGUCUCCCGUCUGUCAAAGAGAGCGGUACUGCCACGCGCGCACAGGGGGGCUGGAGCGGACGCCAGAGGCGUCAUCAACGGGGCGACUCGAAGCAGGUGAAACGGGCUCGGCCGAAGACGUGCCCUCUGGUUCCUGCGCCUCUUCUUCUCUCCUUCUGUGCGGCGGUUACUUCCCUCCGCACUGUUCCCCAAUGGACGUCAGCGCAACGCCAGGAAAAACGUAUCCCAUUCCUGCAACGGAGAGGGGCCGGAUGCAGGCUGACUGCUGCGUGUCGCUUCAGGAGCACACUCAGGCGAACGGGUGCAAGAAGAGCCUUGGCGACAGAGAAGACGAACUGCCCGUGAUGAUCACUGUGGACACCGGGGGCUUUCUGCGGGCGUGGAAACUCUCACGAUCGUUGGCUGUUUGCUUCGCAGCGCAGCGCGUAUGCACCGGGCCUCUUCUUGCUGUAUCUGUUAAUCAACAGUUACCAUCCCUCGCAGCGGUUGGCGCAGGAGACGGUCGCGUGAGGAUCUGCGACAUUUCCACCUUUCUAACAAAACGGCCGCAGGGAUCUCAGCUUGUCAGCGACGUGCCUCUCUCACCUGUGCGAAAGAACGCAUCGGCUUCUUCUGAUGUAGCCUCGACGUCCCCAUCAGCCAGUCCUUCGGCAAAAGGUUCCAGCUCCUCUUUUGCUCCUCCGUGCGGAGAAUUCAACGUGGCGCGAUGCGCAAGUCGUCAGCCACCUUCCGCAACUGCCUUGCAUAGUCUGCAGACGGCUUGUCCUUGCACUGUCGCCUCUCCUCUUGUCACGCUGCCCUCCCAUCUAGGUGAGGACCUGUAUCGCGUCUUCGGCCGGAGGCAUCCGGUGAAGAGGCUGCAGUGGCUGGCCGGUGGCGCCUUGCUGGGUGUCGUCCACGACCAGCCCGAGUCUGAGAAGCAUCUGGCAGCCUUCGGGAGUUGCGCAGCGCUUUGGGCUCCGGGAAAGGACGUAUUCGACGAGGUCAACGACGCCGCACAUCACAAGCUUUUCUGGGCACGUGCAGCAAAGCACCCGCAGGCUGCAAAAUUUUCACGUCUGAUCUGCGUACACGUCGCUCAUGCCGUUGCAGCUCUUGACCGAUGCGAAGGCGCGACAAGUAGGGCUCUUGGCGUUUACCAGGAACGGAGAGGUUCUCAAGAAGCAGAGUCUUGCGGUGGACUCUCGAGUGCUGGUGGUGGCGCCACCUCUUCCACACUUCUGAAAGCCGGAAGCGCACACAUGCUGUCGUGUGACUUCCUCUUCAGCAGGAGAGGAGGCAUCUGUGGGAUUAGUACUGACACUGCUAGCAUGCUCCACUACUGGAAGCCGGGUAGCUGGCUCGUAGGGGAUGUGGAAGAUAUCGGCGUACUCGCGCGGAAGACGGCAGAUAAAGAACAGCUCUCUCGCGCGUUGCACCAUGUAACGACGCAGAUCACGCUUCGGUCGCAAGCUUCUACACGAGCGGAAAAAGCGAAAAUGCUGCGACAGGCAGAAAUUGCUGAAGACGACGUCGAAAGGGCCACACAAGGGGAAAGCCUCCCGUGCACUCGGGAGGCACUAAUGAGACCGUGGCAGAAGUUCCUUGCUGUGCGACCAGUUACACGAGUGCUCAUGGAGAAUCUUCGCGCCGAGAUACAGGACGAAGCAGCACUCUUUGACAAAUUCGCUGAGUCCGGCAUUCAGUGGUUUGAGAGCAAAUAG
Molecule: messenger RNA, 6714 nt
Organism: Besnoitia besnoiti
Lineage: Eukaryota; Apicomplexa; Conoidasida; Eucoccidiorida; Sarcocystidae
Exons: 4
Coding region: 1-6714 (2237 amino acids)
Source: RefSeq, a predicted model, not a curated record